Messenger RNA from Spodoptera littoralis (African cotton leafworm), 2346 nucleotides. Lineage: Eukaryota; Metazoa; Arthropoda; Insecta; Lepidoptera; Noctuidae. The record is from the annotation of a GenBank genome assembly.
AUGCGCGCGCUCACCCUGUGUCUCGCGCUGCUCUCACUGGCGCACCAUGGCCAGGCACAAGCUAUUCAGGACAGUCGCUGCUACCUGAUGAAUGGCGGUGCUGUCGAGAGCUUCUUCAUCAGCGAGGAUACACCCGUCGGCAGCAUCAUUGGUACACUCAGUGUGAAUGGCGACCCGUCCGAGGAGCAGGGCGACAUAUCGCUGCGGCUGCAGGAGAAGGGCGCGGCGGUGGGCAUCGCGCCCGGCACCAAGAACCUCACGCUGCUGCGCGCGCUCGACCGCGAGGAGAAGCGCGGGCCCUCCAACGUGUACGUCAACGUGCGCUGCGAUAGGAGACGAACCACUGACCCCAGCUUCAUCAUCCCGGUGUCGGUGCGCGUGUGGGACGUGAACGACAACGCGCCGCAGUGGGUGGGCGCGCCGUACCGCGUGCGGCUGUCGGAGCUGACGGCGGCCGGCACGCGCGUGGCCGUGGGCGCGCGCGCGCUCGACGCCGACCAGCCCGGCCCGCACGCCACCAUACACUACUCCGUGCUGCCCGGGCCCAACCAUGAGUACCUGGGAUUCUCCAACGAGUUGGACAGCGUGUUGGUGGUGAAGAAACCCCUGGACUAUGAAACUCUGAGUAACUUCACGGUCACGCUGCGCGCUCAGGACGCUGGCACUCCCCCGCUACAUAAUGAUACAGUUCUGCAAGUACAAGUACUGGAUGCUGAUGACCAAAACCCUAAAUUCACAUAUGACCACUACACUGCCACUCUACCUGAAGACGCCAAAGAGGGUACGAUACUAAUGACAUCACCAGGACCGAUAUCAGCCGCAGACCAAGACGUGGGAAUCAAUGCACCGCUGCAGUACUCCGCCACCGGCGAUAAUGGACGACUGCUGGUGGUGGACAAAGAUACAGGACAGAUCACUGCCACUAAGCAACUCAUCGAUGAGCUAAGCCAACCUAUAACUGUUGUUAUUAAGGCGACGCAAGUAGAUAACUCUGACCGCUACGCGCUGGCGACACUGGGCGUCAGCCGCGACGUCGCGCGUGGCGCCGGCGUGAGGUUCCGGCGGCGGCAGUACGGCGCCGCCGUCAGCGAGGCCGCGCCGCCCGGACACACGCUGCUCACUCUGACCACCGCGCCGCCCGCACACAAUAACCUCCAGUUCUACGUGUCGGACCGCUCCUUCCUCGAUAAGUUCGCCAUCAACAGCGCAGGCGAGGUGGUACUACGUCGCCCACUCGACUAUGAGACUGCAGAUUCUUAUCAUUAUCAAGUCAUGGUGACCGAUGGUGUCUCGAACGACACAGCAUCAAUAAACAUAACAGUAUUAAACGUGAAUGAGUGGGAGCCGAGGUUCCGAUAUCCGCAGUACGAGUUCCGAGUGGAGGAGGAUCCGCAGGACGACGUCGAGUUGCUGCCGGUCGGGAAACUCGACGUGUUCGACGGAGACAAGCACGACACUGUCACUCUGUCACUGCGCGGCUCCGGGGCUGACGCGCUGUACGUGAACGCGUCGGGCGCGAUGUUCGUGCGCGGCGCGGCACUGCGCGCGCUCAACUCCUCCGUGCUGCACGUCGUCGCCACCGCCGUCGACUCGGGGGCGCCGCCCCGACAGACAUCGGUGCCGGUGACGGUACACCUGAGCGAGCGCUUGCUCCAGGCGAGCGGUGGCGCCGACAGUGUGUCCCGGGGCGGGGCGGGGCCCGUCAUGGCGGUGUUCGCCUGCGCGCUGGCCGCACUGGCGCUGCUCGUGUGCGCGCUGCUCGGGUACAUUUACAGAGUGCGUCGUCGGUCAAAGCGCAGUGCGGGUGGCUCGGGACCUGGCUACGUGACACAUGAAAAGCCAUUAGCAGAUCCUAUCACCCCUACAUCACACCCAACCAGUGCCACCAGUAACACCCACGUGAGUGGGACUGCUGGGGCCCCGGGGGCAGCGACGACGUUGCCCACCAGUGGCAGUACCGGCGCGCUGCGGCCCGCGGGGUCGUCCGGCUCACUACUGAGUGUGAGUGCGGGGGCCAGUACUAUACUUGCCAACUCUACCUCCAGCCUGGACCUGCAACAAGAGCAACAGACUGUUACACGUGGAGCGCAGCCGACUAGUGUAUCGUCGGGGCGCCAGUCGGGUCGCGGCGGGCGGUCCCGCGUGGCCCCGACGGCCCACAUGAGCGACCACCUGUGCGCGGGCGGCGGGCGGUCGGGCGUGGCGUGGCCGGCCGCCACCAUCCCGGCGCGCGUCAAGAAGCUCAGCUGGGACGACGCCGCGCACACACACGACAGAGGGGAAGAGCUGACGGACGCGACCAACCCCGCGGUGGCCGACCACAUGAACCUCACUGUCUACUUCUGA